UGACAUGAUGGACAUAACUUCAAGGCGACGCAGGCCAUGGAGACCCCAGAGGAUCAUUACUGUCACUUCUCAGAUGUCAGAAUUGCAUUUACACACAAGUUCAGAAGAGAUGAUUACAGAUGUUCCCACCACUGAGACAUUUACACCGUGUGUCCCUGAAGCAAGUUCACAUCAGAUGAUUACAGAUGUUGCCCCCACUGAGACAUUUACACCGUGUGUCCCUGAAGCAAGUUCACUACAGAUGAUUACAGAUUUUCCCACCACUGAGACAUUUACACCGUGUGUCCCUGAAGCAAGUUCACAUCAGAUGAUUACAGAUGUUGCCACCACUGAGACAUUUACACCGUGUCUCCCUGAAGCAAGUUCACUACAGAUGAUUACAGAUUUUGCCACCACUGAGACAUUUACACCGUGUGUGCCUGAAGCAAGUUCACGACAGUGUCACAAACAUGACUUGGUUCAUGCUACCGUGUCAUCCCUGGACAAAUGUAAAAUAUGCUUGGGAUCAGGGCUGUCUGCUUUCAAGUGGAUUGGUUUCAGUUGUAAAGUUUGUUCUGGUGUAUGGCAUAAGGAUUGUCUCCAGCAAGCAGUGCCUGAGGAUAAACAUAAUUUCAGCUCAGAAGAUAAUCAAUCAGAUGAGGACAUGCAUGAAGAUGACAAGCAUAAAGAUGAUGAUUAUGUACCUGACACUGACUCGGAAUCUGAUUUGGAUAGUACUGUGGUUGGCUCUAGUGUGUGUGCCUUUACCCAGGAUGUGCAACUUCUUCACACUCACCUGGAAAAGACUUCAGAGUCUGCUUUUGACAAAUUAAAGAAAACAGUAUCUUCCCAAAGUUAUGCUGACCUUGCAAAAUCCACUCUUGCUCAGAUUAUAAUUUUUAAUCGAAGGCGUGCUGGGGAGGUGUCCAAAAUGCACUUGAAAAACUUCAUUGAAAGAGACAAAAGCCCCCUUCAUGCUGAUGUAUCCUUGGGAUUAACCAAGUUUGAAAAUAAGCUCUGUGAGCACUUUAGCAGGGUGGAAAUCAGGGGAAAACGUGGAAGAAAAGUUGCAGUCCUCCUAACACCAUACAUGGUGGAAUCUCUGAAUCUCUUGGUCAGCAAAAGGAUGGAAUGUGGUGUGCCUGAAACCAAUAUCUUUCUCUUUGCUAGACCACAAUGUUCAACUUACUACAGUGGUCAAGACUACUUGAGACUUCAUGCAGAAAAGUGUGGAGCAAAAAAAACAGAAUAUCUGCGCUCAACUAAGCUCAGGAAACAUGUUGCAACCCUUUCCCAAAUUUUAAGCCUCAAAGAAAAUGAGUUGGACCAGGUGGCUGACUUUCUAGGACACGAUAUACGUGUCCACCGUGAACACUACAGACUGCCUGAGGAGACAAUUCAGCUUGUAAAAAUCUCCAAGAUGCUAAUAGCAAUGGACAAAGAUUGUUUUGGAAACAUCCAGGGAAAGUCACUUGAUGAGAUUCAAAAUGAAGAUCAAAUCCAGUUGACUGAUACUGAAGAUGAUGCAGGAGACGAACCAACUGGCACCAGUUCAUUAGACAGAGAAGUAUCAACAUCACCACAAGAGGCCUACCAGAAAGAAGUAAUUGGAAGUGUUGAACAUCGUGGGACUACUGAUAAGAAGAAAAGAAUGUGGUCUAAAGCAGAAGUUGCUGCCGUGAUGAGACAUUUUAAAGUCCACAUAGCAAAAGGAAAUUUGGCCACAAAAUCUGAGUGUCUUCAGUGCAAAUCUGCUGAAGAGCCUGUGCUACAAAACUGGUCAGUACAAAACAUACGAUACUUUGUGAGAAACAGAGGUAUAACUGCCAAAAGGAGAAGUCGGUAUGAAAGUGCUGUUAGCACCUAAUCACCAAGCCUUCAGUGUUCAUGAAAUGUAGUUCUAUACAUUUUGAAUUGGUGUUAGUUUCUUUCCAGCCUACUUUUCUAUCAAGAAUGUUGGAGUUUAUUAUGACGAUUUUACAACUGUUGUUGUAAAGAUUUUUGAAGAUUGUUUAGCCGUUAACUGGUUUUUAUAAUGUUGCAAGUAAAUGUUGCCUCUUGCUGUUAUCUGGUUUAUACACUUUUUAAGUGACUGGUUUCAAAUGAGAUAAUAGUUAUGAAAUUAAGAAAAUAGUUUUUAACUGAUUGACUACCUUAUUGGAUAUGUUUGAUUGUCUUGUCUGCAGUGAAGUGUUCAUGUCUGACAUACUUGAACUAUAGUAGGGCUGGGCGAUAUAUCGGAUGAGAUUGU
This is a messenger RNA of Paramisgurnus dabryanus, 2230 nucleotides long. The record is from RefSeq and is a predicted model, not a curated record. Lineage: Eukaryota; Metazoa; Chordata; Actinopteri; Cypriniformes; Cobitidae.